AUGAAGUUCUCUUCUAUUAUUGCUCUUGCUGCCCUCUUUGUUGCCGGCUCCGCAACCGUGUCGGCUAACCAUGUUGAGCGCGCUCACCAGCUCAAAGCCCGUGUGCACAAGGAAAACGGCAUUGAGAAGCGCGGUCAAGGAAAGAUGACAUGGUACGCUGGCGGUAUGCUUAACGCUCCCGCCUGUGGUGGUGAUGCCCCGUCGGAUGAUGACUUUAUCGUGGCCGUCGCUGAAAACGGUGGCUACGGCUCGUGCAACCAAAAAGUUCGUCUCCACUACCAAGGACAAACCGUCGAAGCAACGAUCCGUGACUUUUGUGAUGGUUGCGGGUUCGGUCACUUUGACGCCACGAAGGGCCUGUUUUCUAAGUUUGCAGGUCUUGAGGAAGGUGUUCUUACGGGUGUCGAUUACCAGCUUCUCUAA
Malassezia restricta is the source of this 423-nucleotide messenger RNA. RefSeq lists its product as uncharacterized. Bases 1 to 423 code for a protein of 140 amino acids. The record is from RefSeq and is a predicted model, not a curated record. The transcript has a single exon. NCBI's taxonomy places the organism in Eukaryota, Fungi, Basidiomycota, Malasseziomycetes, Malasseziales, Malasseziaceae.